AGUCCCCCCCCCCUGAGUAAUACUAAUAUACGCACCUACUUCUUAUUUGAGAGUCUGUCUUUGACUUAGAACUAGAAGUAGGAGGCUUUAGGUUUACAAACGCAAAUUGUUACAGUGUUUACGCAAGUAACCUGUUUGUGCUCGUGCUAGCGGCUCAGAAUAUAGCGCUACUUUCUUGGAACAGCUGAAGCAUCAAGAACAUCAUCACAAAUCAUGGCACGGGUAUCCACCUCUACGUCCUCCUCCUCCUCCGUAGCGGUCGCUGCGGAAAAGGUGUUCGAAGAUGCAACCGACUCCCCUACCGGAUCCCUUGUCUACUAUCGCUGGACCUCUGCUAGUGCGCCGCGUCCGCCGCCACAGGUCGUGGAAGUAGAGGAAGUUCCGCCGGGAGACAGCACUGUUGCCACACAGCAAAAAUCAUCACCAUACGAUACUGCUAUCAAACACGUGAUGCUUGUCUUCCACGGUCUUCACGCUCACGGCCGUUAUGCUACUGUCAAAUACUUCGUUGAAGCGACCAGAGCUGCAGUGAAAACGUCCGGGGAAAGUACACAAAGCACAAGUGCCGCCAACACUUCUAGCGUUGAAGACGAUUAUUGUUUCUACAGCCUCGACCUGCCCGGUCACGGCGACGCGAAAGGGCUGCGGGGCUUCAUGCAGUUCCCCGGUUGCGUGCACACCUUGGUCCAGGCUGUGCAACGAGUCCGGAGCUGGCACCCAAACGCGAAAAUCCAUCUGGCGGGCUCCAGUCUAGGCGGGGCACUGGCGCUCGCGGUUGCAAUCUCGUUUGCCGAAAUGAAAGAAGAAAAUAAAGAACAGGAUAGAACUGCCAUAGGCUCUGCAGUUGAGCUGGCGUCGCUCCUACUCGUUGCGCCUCUCGUGCAGAUCCGGAACCCGCCCGCGGCGCCGGUGAUCAAACUCCUGCGCGUGCUCGCUUGGUUCGCGCCCUCCCUAGCGCUGUUGUCGAGCAGCGCCAGCGACCCAGCCCAGCAGUACCGGGACCCGGAGAGGCGGAAGGAGGCGGUGGAGGAUGUUUUGCAGUAUAACGGCCGCAUACGCCUGGCGAGCGCGGAGAGCUGUUUCCUUUUGACGCAAUAUGUCGAGAAAAACGCAAAACUGCUCCGCCUCCCCGUGCUGAACCUCAUCGCGGAGAACGAAACGGUUGUGGAUGCAGAGGCAGCACGGGGGCUUUUGCCAAAUUUGCUGGUGAACGUGCGGGAAAAGAAGACGCACAUGUGUCUAAAGGCGUUGCACGGAAUUUUCUGUGAACCCGAGGACGCGUUGAUACCGAUUCAGGACGUGAUACGGGAGUGGCUCACGGCACGAGAAGGUGGAGACGGGGCGAAGUUAAACAAGUAG
Messenger RNA from Amoebophrya sp. A120, 1359 nucleotides. The record is from the annotation of a GenBank genome assembly. Lineage: Eukaryota; Dinophyceae; Syndiniales; Amoebophryaceae.